Messenger RNA from Parastagonospora nodorum SN15, 1062 nucleotides. RefSeq lists its product as hypothetical. NCBI's taxonomy places the organism in Eukaryota, Fungi, Ascomycota, Dothideomycetes, Pleosporales, Phaeosphaeriaceae. The coding region runs from base 1 to 1062 and encodes 353 amino acids. The transcript has a single exon. The record is from RefSeq and is a predicted model, not a curated record.
AUGUCUGGCGGUCCUUGGCUCGCCAACAUCGCCAACAACCCCAACAUCAACCGCGACCCUCCUCCACACCCUCACAACGCCCCUCCCGCCGGCGCCCCUCCCCCCCAACAGGGCGGCCCUCACGUCGUCGUCGAACAGCACCACCAACAAGCCCCCAUCUACGGCCCGCCAAUUGGCGUCGGUAUCGGUGCUCCCGCGUUCGCCCCCCCCUUUGGAGUAGGCGUCGGCAUAGGUGCGUUCCCACAACCCUUCUUUCCGCACUGCGGCACCAUGGAUCCCGCCAUGUUUGGUAUGGCGCACGGCAUGCAGGGCCCGCUUGCUCCCAUCCGUGCGGGAAACUUUAUGCCUGGCGCUGAAGGUGGUAUAGGCUUUGGUUUGCAUGCCGCAGGCGGCGUGCCGUUUCCGCCGCCGCCGCCUGGUGCGAUGGCGGGUGUGGUGCCGCCGUUUAUGCCGGCGCAGCCGUUGUGGAAUGGUGGGGGAUUGGCGUUUGGGAACGUACCGGCUAUGGGGAUGGGUGGUGGCAUGCCUGGGAUGAUGGGUAUGGGCAUGCCGGGGAUGAUGGGCAUGGGCAUGGGAAUGGGUAUGGGUAUUAUGGGUGGAAACACGAUGCAUACUCGCCCUGCACCCAUGGUCCACGACGGCAACAUGGGCUUCACUGCGCAACCUGAACAGCAAGACCCGACGCAGAUCGCUGGCGGCAUUCCUCCGGGCGUCACUAUGAUCGAGCCUGCCGAGCACACCAUUGCCAUCCACAUCAAAGGCAACGUAUGUCCCUGGCUCAGUCCCGGCGCGCAGUUCCAGGUCGAGCCGCUCGGGUUCUCCAGCUCGACUGGGUUGAACCGCGUCAUCAAAGUCUUGAACGACAACAAGCCCGAAGAUGAGUGUGAGAAUAUGGCGAUUACGGAGUGCAUCGAACUUGGUAAUGGUAUGUGGGAGAAGGGCCAGACUUUCAAGUUCAACGAUGCUGUCAGCAGGGUCUUGACGAUGGGGGAUGCUGGAUGGGACAACACGAGGAACCGGGAGAACGGGCAGAGUCUUCAUCUCUGGUGUCAUCGUAUUUGA